Messenger RNA from Coniosporium apollinis CBS 100218, 864 nucleotides. RefSeq lists its product as uncharacterized. NCBI's taxonomy places the organism in Eukaryota, Fungi, Ascomycota, Dothideomycetes. The record is from RefSeq and is a predicted model, not a curated record. Bases 1 to 864 code for a protein of 287 amino acids. The transcript has 2 exons.
AUGGACGCCCUCCGCAGCGCCCUCCAGCCCAUAACCCACAACCUGCCGACCCCAAUCCGCAACCUCGGCCUCUCCCUCCUGGGCCCGCACUGCUACCAGACGCUCCUCCACGAUAUCGACCCCCUCAGCGACCCGGCCUGCCUCAAACUCGCCAUCUCCAAGGGCCUCGGCAUCGGCAUAAUUGGCGCCUCCUCCAUUGUCAAGAUCCCUCAGCUGCUCAAGCUCCUGAACUCGCAAUCUUCCGAGGGCAUCAGCUUCCUGUCCUACGCGCUCGAGACAAGCGCCUACCUCAUUGGGCUGGCGUAUAACGUUCGCCAGGGCUUCCCCUUCAGCACGUAUGGCGAGACGGCCCUGAUAGCGGUGCAGAACAUCGUCAUUGCAGCGCUGGUGCUGCAGUUUGCGGGAAGGACGGCUGGGGCCGCGGCGUGGGUUGCUGGGCUCGCCGCGGCGGGAUACGCCCUGUUUGAUGGGCGGACGGUGGAUGCGCCGACGCUGAGCUGGCUGCAGGCGGGCGCGGGCGUGCUGGGGGUUGCGAGCAAGGCGCCGCAGAUCUGGGCGAAUUGGCGGCAGGGGGGAACGGGGCAGUUGAGCGCUUUUGCGGUUUUCAAUUACCUGGCGGGCUCCCUGAGCCGCAUCUUCACGACGCUGCAGGAGGUGGAUGACCCGCUCAUUCUGUACGGCUUCGUUGCGGGCUUCCUCUUGAAUGCUGUGCUUGCGGCGCAGAUGAUCUAUUACUGGAAUAGCCCGAAGAGCAGAACGACUUCCUCCACGAAGCUAGAGGAGCCGAUGCGGGAGCGGCCAAUGGCUGCGGCGUCGGGUACGGCGCACAAGCCGAAGAGCCCGUCUACCAGACGGAGGGGCUGA